Molecule: messenger RNA, 2267 nt
Organism: Cololabis saira (Pacific saury)
Lineage: Eukaryota; Metazoa; Chordata; Actinopteri; Beloniformes; Belonidae
Gene: api5
Product: apoptosis inhibitor 5
Exons: 15
Coding region: 234-1808 (524 amino acids)
Biological process (GO): negative regulation of apoptotic process
Cellular component (GO): nucleus
Molecular function (GO): RNA binding
Source: RefSeq, a predicted model, not a curated record
AUGCGCCCCGCGUGUUGUUCCGUAGCCGUAGCCGCGAGCUGUUUGCAGCAUUUUCUUCUGCAGAUCCUCAAACCCCGCCGUUCCUGCACCGUUUUCCUGCAUCUUUUCUCCAUCUUCCCGGUCCUGCUCGGAACCAGCCCCGGUUCGGACCCCUCCCUCCCUCCCGGCACAGAGCCCUGGAACCCCCGGUCGAGUUCAGCCGAACAGCGGACACCUUUGUUGGCGCAGCAGCGAUGGCGGCGACCGUGGAGGAGCUUUACCGGAGCUACGGCGUCCUGGCGGACUCGGAGACCCCUGGACAGCACAAAGACUCGUACCAGAACAUCCUGGACGGCGUGAAGGGCGGGCCCAAGGAGAAGCGUCUGGCCGCUCAGUUCAUCCCCAAGUUCUUCAGCAGCUUCCCCGAGCUGGCCGACGCCGCCAUCAACGCCCAGCUGGACCUCUGCGAGGACGAGGACGUGUCUAUCCGGAGACAGGCCAUCAAGGAACUGCCCAGAUUUGCUACGGGGGAAAAUAUCUUCAGGGUGGCCGACAUCCUCACACAGCUGCUGCAGACCGAUGACACGGCAGAGUUCAACCAGGUGAACGCGGCGCUGAUCUCCAUCUUCAAGAUGGACGCCAAGGGGACCCUGGGCGGGCUGUUCUCCCAGAUCCUGCAGGGCGAGGACGUCGUCCGGGACCGAGCCGUCAAGUUCCUGUCAGGCAAACUGCGGACGCUGUCGGAGGAGGUGAUGACCAAGGAGGUGGAGGAGUACGUGUUCACGGAGACCAAGAAGGUGAUGGAGGACGUGACGGGGGAGGAGUUCGUGCUGCUGAUGCGGGUGGUGUCGGCCCUGCGGGUGCUGCAGACGGUGAACGGGCGGCAGCAGCUGGUGGAGCUGGUGGUGGACCAGGCCGACCUGCAGCAGGCCCUGAACCCGGCCGACCCCGACGCCGUGGACCGGCUGCUGCAGUGCACGCGCCAGGCGCUGCCGCUGUUCUCCAAGAACGUCCACUCCACCCGGUUCGUCACCUACUUCUGUGAACACGUGCUGCCCAAUCUCAGCGCUCUGACCAGCCCGGUGGCCGAGCUGGACCUGCAGCUGGAGGUGCUGAAGCUAUUAGCAGAAAUGUCUCCGUACUGUGGAGACAUGGAGAAGCUGGAGAGCAACCUGCUCAUGCUGUUCACCCGGCUGCUGGAGUUUAUGCCGCUGCCGCCGGAGGACGAGAACGGAGAGAACGCGGCCGGAGAAGAGCCCAAGCUGCAGUUCAGCUACGUGGAAUGUCUGUUGUUCAGUUUCCACCAGCUGGGGAAGAAGCUGCCCGACUUCCUGCUGGACAAGGUGGACGCAGAGCAGCUGAAGGACUUUAAGAUCAGGUUGCAGUACUUUGCCCGGGGCCUGCAGGUUUACAUCCGACAGCUGCGUGUGGCGCUGCAGGGGAAGACGGGCGACGCCCUCAAGACGGACGAGAACAAGAUCAAGGUGGUGGCGCUGAAGAUCACCAACAACAUCAACAUCCUCAUCAAGGAUUUGUUCCACAACCCUCCGUCCUACAAGAGCACCGUCACUCUGUCCUGGAAACCCGUCCAGAAGACGGAGGCCGCCGCGCCCAAGCGCCCGUCGGGGGAGGAGCUGGGCUCGGGCAGCACCAAGAAGCAGAUCCCCCCCCUGCCCCGGAGAGACGCCCGGCAGAUCUACAACCCCCCCAGCGGCAAGUACAGCGCCUCCAUCGGCAACUUCAGCUACGAGCAACGCGGCGGCUUCCGGGGAGGACGUGGGCGGGGCUUCGGGGCGCGAGGUGGGCGGAGCCGAGGCCGGAUCUACUGAGCCGGACCAGGACCAGGACCUCGUCACCGGGUCGUUGGUCCCCCGGGGGUCCGGAGCCGCUGCCACUUUUCUACCGCCAGGCGUCGGUCCUGCGGCUCCGGCAUCGGUCCUGUGGCCCCGGCAUCGGUCCUGCGGCCGGUCCACCGGUCCAUCGGUCUACCAGUCCACCGGUCCAUCGGUCCUGCAGACGGACGUCCACGUGUUCAGGGGGGGGUUUUAUUGUUGUUUUUUUUUGUCACAAAUUUUAAAGUUUGUGUAUUUUUGUUGAACAAAAACAGACUGCCGAGUUGACGAGUGUUUGUGGAUCCUCUUGUUUUGUAACGUGAUGACGAAUGACCCGUUUCUACCGUUUUAUUUAAUCCUGUUGUUUUUACCGGAGCUCCGUCUGAUUGGCUGCCUGUUCUUUGUAUGACGACGCCGUUUACUUGGAUUUUUAUCAUAAACUUCUGUGGAAGGAAA